This is a messenger RNA of Lentinula edodes (shiitake mushroom), 2358 nucleotides long. Its product is annotated as chromatin remodeling complex subunit. The record is from RefSeq and is a predicted model, not a curated record. Gene Ontology annotation, biological process: regulation of DNA-templated transcription. Lineage: Eukaryota; Fungi; Basidiomycota; Agaricomycetes; Agaricales; Omphalotaceae. The transcript has 13 exons. Bases 1 to 2358 code for a protein of 785 amino acids. Gene Ontology annotation, cellular component: cytoplasm; Ino80 complex.
AUGGACAUCGACGUACAACCAUCCGAUGACCUGGCAAUAACACCUCUUCCUUUCUCUAUUAUCCCAAGCAUACCUCCUUCACCAGAAGACUACACCCUUCACCGCUCACAACACACACCAAUCAUCAUCGACAAUGGGUCAACCAACCUACGAUGGGGAUUUGCUACGUCCUCCGAACCGCGGUAUGGGCCGAAUAUUGUGGCCAAGUACCGCGAAAGGAAGACAAAUCACCCACUGAUGCUUUUUGGGGAUGCGGUCGAAGUGGAAAGUGGGGCAAAGACACAGGCUAAAACCCCUUGGGAAGGCGAUGUGCUGCUUAAUUUUGACGCGUUGGAAAACGCGCUGGACUAUGCCUUUGUUCAACUUGGAAUUGAUACACCUACAGUGGACCAUCCGGUGUUGAUGACUGAAAGGCUCUGUUCGCCUGUUCAUUCCAGAGCUCUAACAUCCGAAUUAAUGUUUGAACAAUACUCUGUUCCCUCGCUUGCCUACUGCGUGGACGGAAUAAUGUCCUUUUAUCAAAAUAGCCAGUUUUCAGGACAGCCGUUUGUUUCGGAUGGUCUCGUCAUUUCGUUCAACACUGCUUCGACAAGUGUUAUCCCCAUCCUGAAUGGAAGGGGAGUCUUGAAUAAUGCAAAAAGAAUACCAUGGGGUGCAUCGCAAGCAACUGACUAUCUCCUCAAACUUAUCCAGAUGAAAUACCCCAAUUUCCCUACCCGAGUCUCUGUCGCUCAGGCCAAUUGGAUGUUCCGCACAUUUUGCUCCGUAUCUACGGACUACCUCUCCCUCCUGCGCUCAUUUGAAGACCCUUCCAUUCUUCGCUCGCAUCAAAAAAUAAUACAAUUUCCCUUCCUUCUGAAUUCGAACCCUUUAACUGGAGGCGCGGCUGGAAAUGGGGAUGAAAAGACGGAGGAGGAAUUAGCGAGGAUUACGGAGAGGAGAAGGGAACAGGGUCGAAAGUUGCAGGAGAUCGCGGCUCGGAAUCGGAUAGAGAAGUUGCAACAAAAAGAAUCAGACCUCACAUACCUCCUGUCGCUCCGGGAUAACUACUCCUCUUCCGCAACUAAACGUGAAUGGGACAGGAAACUCAGAGAGGAAGGGUUUGAUGACGAGGAGACUUUCGAAGACACUUUGAAAAAGUUAGAGGCGGAUGUUAAAAAGGGGAGAAAGAAGGAGAAAGAAAAGGAAGGAGGGACUGUAGACGGUGAAGAUGUCGACGAACCAAUGGAAGAACCAUCAUUCCCUCUUGUCGAUAUCCCAGAUGCCGACCUCGACCCUUCCUCCCUCGCCGAGAAGAAGAAACAAAAGCUUCUCAAAGCUGGCUACGAAGCCCGACUUCGUGCACGCAAGGAGCGCGAACUCAAAGCAAUCAAAGAUCGCGAAGAGAAAGCCGAGCGAGAAAAACAAAGAGAACUUGAGGAGAAACUGGAUUCUGAGGCUCGCGAAGCAGAUCUGGAAGGCUGGGCGAGAAAAUUGAAGGGAGAGCAGGAGGCUCUAAUGACCCGGAUCAAAGACCGUGCCAAACGUAGAGCCGCAAUGAGUGACCGGAAGAGCGCGGCCAAGCAGGAGAGGAUGAAGAAUAUCGCGAAUCUGGCCGCUGCUGAUGAAAAGAUGCUUGGGGGUUCUGGGACUUCGAAGAAAGGGGGAAAAGGAACGGGUAAGGGAGUAGGCAAGGGCACGGGGAAAGGGAGAAAGGGAAACGCAGAAGAUAUGUUUGGUGCAGAUGAUGCUGAUUGGGCUAUAUACCGAAAAAUCAACACGACAACCACAAUCUCCUCCGAUGAAGAAGAAGACCUGGCGCAACUACAGCAAAUUGAACACAAACUUCUUACGCACGACCCGACGUUCACAAACCAACAUACUCAUGCGUCGAUUGUCUCACAACGGUCGGCUCUGUUAAACGCGUUCAGACCUGUCUAUGAGGAAGGUGAUGGGGCAGGCAACACCCGUAUCCACCUAACAACCGAACGCUGGCGCGUCUGCGAGGCAUGGUUUUCCCCCUCAAUCGCCGGAGUCGACUCCGCCGGUUUAGGAGAAGUGAUCCAGAAUAUAUUGUCAAGGUUUGGAGAGGAAGAGAAGGGAAGAUUAGUCAAGAACAUCUUCCUCUCCGGCUCCCCCUCCCAAAUUCCCGACAUCGCACCACGUCUCUACUCCACCCUCCGCCCACUAUUUCCUGUGGAGAUGCCGAUAGAGAUCAGAUCAGCAAACGACCCGGCGCUGGAUGCGUGGAGAGGAAUGGCCAAAUUCGCGAAAACGGAGGAGUUCGCGACGGUCGGAAUGUCCAAGGCGGAGUACGAGGAGAUGGGUGGAGAGAGAUUGAAGCGAUGGUGGGGGAGUAAUUGGAAUGGAGGGUUUUAG